Molecule: messenger RNA, 987 nt
Organism: Biomphalaria glabrata
Lineage: Eukaryota; Metazoa; Mollusca; Gastropoda; Planorbidae
Product: protein psiR-like
Exons: 1
Coding region: 1-987 (328 amino acids)
Source: RefSeq, a predicted model, not a curated record
AUGCAGCAGUCUGAGCACUGCACCAAUGCUGACUGUCCAUCAAUUAAGUCUGAUAACUGCAGCAAUGCUGACUCUCCAUCAAUUAAGUCUGAUCACUGCACCAAUGCUGACUCUCCAUCAAUUAAGUCUGAUCACUGCACCAAUGCUGACUCUCCAUCAAUUAAGUCUGAUCACUGCAGCAAUGCUGACUCUCCUUCAAUUAAGUCUGAUCACUGCACCAAUGCUGACUCUCCAUCAAUUAAGUCUGAUCACUGCACCAAUGCUGACUCUCCAUCAAUUAAGUCUGAUCACUGCACCAAUGCUGACUAUCCAUCAAUUAAGUCUGAUCACUGCACCAAUGCUGACUGUCCAUCAAUUAAGUCUGAUCACUGCACCAAUGUUGACUGUCCAUCAAUUAAGUCCGAUCACUGCACCAAUGCUGACUCUCCAUCAAUUAAGUCUGAUCACUGCACCAAUGCUGACUCUCCAUCAAUUAAGUCCGAUCACUGCACCAAUGCUGACUCUCCAUCAAUUAAGUCUGAUCACUGCACCAAUGCUGACUCUCCAUCAAUUAAGUCUGAUCACUGCACCAAUGCUGACUGUCCAUCAAUUAAGUCCGAUCACUGCACCAAUGCUGACUCUCCAUCAAUUAAGUCCGAUCACUGCACCAAUGCUGACUGUCCAUCAAUUAAGUCCGAUCACUGCACCAAUGCUGACUCUCCAUCAAUUAAGUCUGAUCACUGCACCAAUGCUGACUGUCCAUCAGUUAAGUCUGAGCACUGCACCAAUGCUGACUGUCCAUCAAUUAAGUCCGAUCACUGCACCAAUGCUGACUGUCCAUCAAUUAAGUCUGAUCACUGCAUCAAUGCUGACUGUCCAUCUAUUAAGUCUGAUCACUGCACCAAUGCUGACUCUCCAUCAAUUAAGUCCGAUCACUGCACCAAUGCUGACUCUCCAUCAAUUAAGUCCCUGCUUUCAAUGUGUUUGCGAAAGAAGGGGGUGGUUUAA